Leptosomus discolor (cuckoo roller) is the source of this 2316-nucleotide messenger RNA. The record is from RefSeq and is a predicted model, not a curated record. Lineage: Eukaryota; Metazoa; Chordata; Aves; Leptosomiformes; Leptosomidae.
GGGUACAUGGAAAACUCCAUUUCCUACAGUGCUAUUGAAGAUGUUCAACUGCUCUCCUGGGAGAAUGCCCCCAAGUACUGUUUACAGCUCACAAUCCCAGGGGGUACUGUCUUACUGCAGGCUGCAAACAGUUACCUGAGGGAUCAGUGGUUCCAUUCUUUGCAGUGGAAGAAAAAGAUUUACAAGUACAAGAAGGUGCUCAGUAACCCCAGCCGCUGGGAGGUGGUGCUGAAGGAGAUCAGGACACUGGUUGACAUGGCGCUGACGUCUCCGCUUCAGGAUGACUCUAUCCACCAAGCACCACUGGAGAUUGUCUCAAAACUGCUCUCGGAGAACAACAACUUAACCACUCAAGACCACGAGAGCAUUAUUGUGGCAAUUGCACCUUUGCUGGAAAACAACCAUCCUCCUCCUGACCUCUGUGAAUUCUUCUGCAAGCACUGCCGAGAGCGCCCGCGGUCCAUGGUUGUGAUAGAAGUGUUCACACCAGUGGUACAGAGGAUUCUCAAACACAACAUGGAUUUUGGGAAGUGCCCUCGGUUGCGGCUGUUUACUCAGGAGUAUAUUCUGGCUUUGAAUGAGCUGAAUGCUGGAAUGGAGGUGGUGAAGAAGUUUAUUCAUAGCAUGCAUGGUCCAACUGGACAAUGCCCCCAUCCCAGGGUCCUGCCAAAUCUUGUAGCUGUCUGCUUAGCGGCCAUUUAUUCAUGUUAUGAGGAAUUUAUCAACAGUCGAGACAAUUCGCCAAGCCUGAAGGAAAUUCGGAAUGGCUGCCAGCAGCAGUGUGACCGAAAGCCUAAUCUCCCGCUCCGCCUUCUCCACACAAGUCCUGACCUGGUCUCUCAAGAGGCCACCUUGACUGAAUCCCGUCUCAAACCAGUUAUUGUCACUUCAAAUGAGAUCCACGUGGAAGUGGAGCGCAACAACACAGCUAAUCAGAAGAUGACAGCCAACGUUGGCAACGACAGUGAGCCUAACCUGAUUGACUGCUUGAUGGUCAGUCCUACCUGCAGCACCAUGAGCAUUGAGCUGAGUGCCCAGGCAGACAGGAUCCUUGGCUGUUACGUUGAAAUACUCAAGAUGCUGUCAGACUAUGAUGACUGGCGACCAGCUCUGGCCAGCUUGCUUCAACCUAUCCCAUUUCCCAAGGAGGCUCUUGCACAUGAGAAAUUCACGAAGGAGCUGAAAUACGUGAUUCAGAGAUUUGCAGAAGACCCGAGGCAAGAAGUCCACUCAUGUUUGCUGAGUGUGCGGGCUGGCAAAGAUGGCUGGUUCCAGCUCUACAGCCCUGGAGGAGUGGCAUGUGAUGAUGAUGGAGAGCUGUUUGCCAGUAUGGUACGUGUCUGCAAUAAUGUUCAUAUUUUAAUGGGAUCCUGCUACAAAACAAAGAAGUUCCUGCUUUCGCUGGCUGAAAAUAAAUUGGGACCUUGCAUGCUACUGGCUUUGAGGGGUAACCAGACAAUGGUAGAGAUUUUGUGCUUGAUGCUGGAAUACAACAUCAUCGAUAACAACGACACCCAGCUCCAGAUCAUCUCUACCCUGGAAAGCACAGACGUGGGAAAGAGAAUGUAUGAACAGCUGUGUGACAGGCAGAGGGAGUUAAAAGAGCUGCAAAGAAAAGGUGGUCCCACAAGGUUAACACUGCCAUCCAAGUCCACAGAUGCAGACCUGGCCCGCUUGCUAAGCUCGGGAUCUUUUGGAAAUUUGGAAAACCUCAGCCUGGCCUUUACCAAUGUGACAAGUGCUUGUGCUGAGCACCUCAUUAAACUGCCUUCACUCAAGCAGCUGAACCUGUGGUCAACUCAGUUCGGAGACGCAGGGUUGCGGCUUCUGUCUGAACACCUCACGAUGCUGCAAGUGCUCAACCUGUGCGAGACUCCUGUCACGGAUGCUGGGCUGCUGGCACUUAGUUCCAUGAAGAGCCUGUGUAGUUUAAACAUGAACAGCACCAAACUUUCAGCAGAUACCUACGAAGAUCUCAAGGCGAAACUGCCCAAUCUGAAAGAAGUGGACGUCCGCUACACUGAAGCGUGGUGAACUCUUCCCUGCCUCUGACUCUUCUCUUUUGCUUCUCGUGAGAAGGAAAAGAUUUUUAAAACAAACAGAGGAAAGCAAACCAGAAAAUAACUUUUGACUAAUACCUGUAGAGCAAUGAGUCCUGGGACUUGGUGGUAGGAGUCGUGGUUGUGGGGUAAAGGAGUGGCGUUGUGUGUGUCGGGGGGGACAGGGCAAGCCUGGACCCGGCCGGAUUCUUUCAGCGUUGUGAUUUCAGAAUCAACAUAACUUAAAUUGAAAAGGUUAAAAAAAAAAAAAAAAGGA